Molecule: messenger RNA, 3569 nt
Organism: Rosa chinensis
Lineage: Eukaryota; Viridiplantae; Streptophyta; Magnoliopsida; Rosales; Rosaceae
Product: protein BONZAI 3
Exons: 16
Coding region: 1734-3362 (542 amino acids)
Biological process (GO): cellular response to calcium ion
Cellular component (GO): plasma membrane
Molecular function (GO): calcium-dependent phospholipid binding
Source: RefSeq, a predicted model, not a curated record
UCUAAUUUAUUUGCAUAUAUAAUUGGUGUUUUAUGUCGUGAGUCAUCAACCUUUUACAAUUAAGUGAUAGAUGAGCUGUAGUGUUAGGUAUAGUGAUAGAUGAGCUGUAGUGAACUGUAUGCUUUCUGUUUGUAAUCCUAUAUAAACCUCAAAGUGUGAGAUGAAUAUACAUCAGACAAUUAAGUCUCAAUCUUGUUAUACUUGACUUGGUAUCAGAGCAGAGAUCCGAAAGGACUUUGUCUCCUUAAUUCUUUGUUCAAGACAGGAUCGAUCUUCGUCUCUUCCGAGACCGAUCUUCGCCUGCAAUCAUUCAUCACCCAUCUCAGAGCAAUUUGCUCUCACUUUCUAGACCAGACCGGCCUCGUCUCGUGUCCGGACCGCCUUCGUCUGCCUCUUACAUCAGAGAUCGAUCUCCGAUCUCUUCAGUUGAUCAUCUCGGUCCACGCUCGACUUCGUCUUCAGCAUCUUCAGCAACAAACCGGUUCGUACGCUCGACUUUGUCUUCAGCAGCCACGGUCGGCUUCAUCUGUCUCUGUUCAGAUCGCCUUCGUCUUCCUAAGUUCAGUCCCAAUAGUUGGCUUUGGGCACCAAAGAACUUCUCCAAAACAUUACUCCACUGCACCGUCCGGUCACCUGCUCCAGUUUUCCGGCGUUGCUUCAGUCUGCCCAGACGCAGUCGCUGCUCCACUUUCCGGCGUUGUGUCAGUCUCCAGUCGGCCCAGACGCAGUCGCUCAGUUCAUACCAGAACGUGCGCUGCUCCAGUUUACCGUGUCAAACCAACUUCGUCGCUGCCCAGUCCGCUCAUCCCUUCUGCCUCCGACAUCAGAUCGGUCUUCGUCCGCCGUCGUCUACCUCAGAGCGUCGAAUCCCUUCAGUCGACGUCCAUAAAUCCCUUCCUUGGUCCUUGCUCUUCGAUUCUGAAGAAGUGGGUGAUCGAUUUCCUGCUGCUGCACGCCUGGAUAUUGCACACCACCAUAUAACCUCUGUGUUCUGCUGCAACAGUUUGCUAAAAAAAAAAAAAAAUCCUGCAAAAGUUUGCACGCCUAUGUGAGACGUAGCAAAGGCUGAGAAAGAAAGAAUAAAAGCUGAAAAACUCAAGUUUGUUUUUCUCUCCAUUAUUUUAUCUCCACCAUCCUUUCAAUUCCCACUAAGCUACCUUUCUUUAAGACUUUAGCCGCAUUCCACACUUUCCAAUCUCCUUUUAUUGAACUUUCCACCCAUUAAAGAAAGCUUGUCUCCCCAUCUUGGUAUCUUUCCAAUUCAACUUCGGACCUGCAUGUGCCACCAUUAUUCCACCAUUGUUUUUACCCAUAUUCACCUUCUGCCGUCACUUUCCUUGUACCCACAAUCAAGUGAUUCACUGUUUAUCCUUUUCUCCAUCAAAUUAAUUUAGAUUCCACAGCUACACUCUACAUCACCUGUCCCAACUCCCAACACAUAUCAGUGUGCAUUCGCAGCAAAAAAAAAAAAAAAAAAAAAAAAAAAAAAAAAAAAAUGCAAAAUUCCAAUUUAAUACCUUUUUUCCAACAGCAGAGAUCAAUCUCACUUCAUCAGCAAGAACCUCCACCACGCUUUCUCAUUCGCCCUCAUCUGCAAUGUUCUUACUGCAAUUAUGUUGGGCAUGUUCGACAGACUUGUUGGAAGCUGAACCCGCACCUUAAACCUACAAGGCGAGAUUAUCGUUCUAAGGCGAAAAUAGCUACUGUACAAUUGGUCCAAGAACCAGAUUUUUAUGGAGUGGCUGGACAAGAUCAUCAUACAACAGUUAUCGCUGUCAGCAACUAACUUGCUUGAUCGUGACAUUAUGUCAAAGAGUGAUCCUAUGGUUGUGGUUUAUGUGAAGAAAGGAGAUGGUAAGCUAGAGGAACUAGGAAGAACUGAAGUAAUACUGAAUAGUUUGAAACCAGUGUGGAUUGAGAAAAUCACAGUCUCAUAUCAGUUCGAGAUUGUGCAGUCAUUGAUAUUUCAUGUCUAUGAUGUCGAUACAAAAUAUCACAACAUAAAUGUAAAGACACUGAAGUUGGAGGAUCAAGAAUUUCUUGGGGAAGGCAGUUGCGUUCUUUCAGAGAUAGUGACCAAACAAAGUCGAAGUUUAACCUUAAAUCUGCAUAACAGAAGUGGGCGUGGCUUAGGAACACUCACAGUCCAUGCUGAAGAAACUAUGGCUUCGAAGAGUGUUGUUGAGAUAAAAUUCCGUUGUUCCCAAUUAGAAAACAAAGACCUCUUCUCUAAAAGUGAUCCUUUCUUAAGAGUAUCUAGAAUUGUUGAGAGUGGAGGUUCUGUUCCAAUUUGCAAGACUGAAGUAGUGGAUAACAAUUUAAAUCCAAUUUGGAAACCACUAUCCCUCAGUAUGCAGCAGUUUGGAAGCAAGGAUAAUCCAUUAGUCAUCGAAUGCUUUGAUUUCAACAGCAAUGGCAAUCAUGUUCUUAUUGGGAAACUUCAAAAAUCAGUGGCAGACCUGGAGAGAUUAUACAAAGAAAGAAGUGGGGUGAAUUUCGUCAUUCCAUCUUCUCAUGGUCAUGAAAAGGUUUCAAAGGGUCAGUUGUUUGUGGAUCAAUUUAAUGAGAAGCAACAGUUCAGCUUUCUCGAUUAUAUAUCCAGUGGAUUUGAACUUAACUUCAUGGUUGCCGUUGACUUUACGGCUUCAAAUGGAAAUCCUCAACAACAUGAUUCGUUGCACUACAUUGAUCCGUAUGGCAGAUUAAAUUCUUACCAGCAGGCAGUAACAGAAGUUGGGGAAGUCAUUCAGUUUUAUGAUACUGACAAACGCUUUCCUGCUUGGGGCUUUGGAGGAAGGACAGCUGGAGGACCUGUAUCGCACUGUUUUAACUUGGAUGGAACUGCAACUGGCUUUGAGGUUGAAGGGGUUCAAGGCAUAAUGACUGCGUAUGCCGGUGCCCUACACAAUGUUUCUCUAUCAGGACCCACUUUGUUUGGCCCAGUGGUUAAUAGGGCUGCAGAGAUUGCUGGCAAUUCUCUAUUCCACAACAACAAUAAGUACUAUGUGCUACUGAUCAUUACGGAUGGGAUACUUACAGACCUGCAGGAAACAACAGAUGCUUUGGUGAGGGCAUCUGAUCUUCCCCUCUCAGUUCUUAUAGUUGGAGUGGGAAGUGCGGAAUUCAAACAAAUGGAGAUUCUCGAUGCUGACAAUGGACAGCGAUUAUCAAGUUCAACAGGCCGUGUGGCUACCAGAGACAUUGUACAAUUUGUUCCUAUGAGAGAAGUGCAGAGUGGGCGCAUUUCUGCUGUUCAAUCGCUUCUCGAAGAGCUGCCUGGACAGUUCUUGAGUUACAUGCGCUGCAGAGACGUCAUGCCUCUCACUGUCCAUGCAGCCCAAUCAUCUGCUCCACAACUUUAGAAUAGCACAAGCACAGCAUCGUGAAGUUCGUUGAAAGAUGUAGUCGAUAUUAAAUGCUUAUCUCAUAAAUCUAAAAUAUUCUUUGUCAAUAUUUGUUAGAAAGUAGAGCAAAAUUAGCUUGGUAUAGCUGUCAACAUUCAACACAUUCAUUCUGUAUCAUCACAAUUAAUUCUCUGUAAUUUGGCAUUUAGAAAAUUACUCAUAAGU